AUGGACGAGUAUGCCCGCCAAUUACAGACGCUCUACGCUUCCCAGUGGCUCAGCCACGCCCAGGAAGUGAUGAGCCAACCGUUGAAGGCCACGGGACCUCGUACUCAGCGAUUUCUCCGCGUGGUGGCCUCGCUAUCGAGAACGAUGGACAAGUACAGUGCCAGCGCCGGGCGCGAGCGGGCGCUCGACGCCAUCGACUUGGGCGCCAUCUACGCCGGCGUCGACGCCCGAGAAUCACUGAAUAACGACAAUAAACUCGGGUAUACCGAUUUGGUGGUGUUGGAAUUGCUCGACUAUUUCAAAAACCAUUUCUUCACCUGGGUGAAUAAGCCGCCGUGCCCCCAGUGCCACGGCGAGGGCGACAAUAUGGUGGCGACGGGAGGGCGCCCUUUCCCCGCAAACGCGCCCAACCCGGACGAAAUCGGCGCCAUCGAAACCUAUAAAUGUCAACAUUGCCAAAUCGAUGUGGAGUUCCCUCGUAUCCGCAACCCUAUCUCCUUACUUAAAACGAGACGAGGUCGCUGUGGCGAGUGGGUCGACUGCUUUGUCCUCAUCUUGGUUGCGCUUCUUGACGACCCGCUGAAGGUCCGCUAUGUGUGGAACCAAGAGGACCAUGUGUGGUGCGAGUAUUACAGCGACCACUUGCGGCGCUGGGUUCAUUUAGACCCUUGUGAAGCAGCGUGGGACCAACCACUGUUAUAUUGGCAAAACUGGGGCAAAGCUAUGAGCUACGUCCUUGGUUUUGGUACUGAUUACUGUAUCGAUUUGCUGCCAAAGUAUAUCGACGCCACAAAACAGAUCCCUCAAAAGGAGAUUGUCGACUCCCCCAAAGAAGUUAGUGACGGGAUCAAAUACUUUGCUAAGUAUAAGCUUAUUGACGCUUAUCUGAUGUCGGGGAAACCGCAGACUGCCAUCAAUUUCUACUAUGAUUACCUUGUCCCGUAUAAUCGCGAGUUGCGCCUGGUCGCACAGGCGGCGGCGGGCGCAGCGCUGGCGCCAUCAGCAUCGACAGCGCCGCCGAGUGCGAGCGCCGGCUCCGCGCCCGCCGGGAGACAGCUGGGCAGUGCCGAGUGGACUCGCGCUCGCGGCGAGUCCGGCCCGCAGUGA
Messenger RNA from Diutina rugosa, 1107 nucleotides. RefSeq names its product peptide-N4-(N-acetyl-beta-glucosaminyl)asparagine amidase. Gene Ontology annotation, cellular component: nucleus; cytosol. Gene Ontology annotation, molecular function: peptide-N4-(N-acetyl-beta-glucosaminyl)asparagine amidase activity. The transcript has a single exon. The record is from RefSeq and is a predicted model, not a curated record. Gene Ontology annotation, biological process: glycoprotein catabolic process; protein quality control for misfolded or incompletely synthesized proteins; protein deglycosylation. NCBI's taxonomy places the organism in Eukaryota, Fungi, Ascomycota, Pichiomycetes, Serinales, Debaryomycetaceae. Bases 1 to 1107 code for a protein of 368 amino acids.